Messenger RNA from Lymnaea stagnalis (great pond snail), 7580 nucleotides. Lineage: Eukaryota; Metazoa; Mollusca; Gastropoda; Lymnaeidae. The record is from the annotation of a GenBank genome assembly.
GUAUUCAAACCGCGAGCUGCAGGUAGAGGGCUGGGUUAGGGGAUAACGAUCGAACCUUUGAUGAAGCAGAGCCAUUUAAGUAAGUUGCUAAAUUAUUAAGGACAUUUUUAUUAUCGUUAAAAUUGUAUAUAAGUUGUUCCCCCACCCCACCCCAAAUUGUACCAAAAAUCACUAGUAAUUUUAGGUGAUUGUUUUAAUAACUUUUUUUUAAAAAAAGGCAAUUUAAUCAUGUGUGUGUGGGUGACAAAGUGAAACUUUUCCCACGGCAUAAACAAAAUGAUAUUUUUUUAAAAAUUAUUUUGGUAGAAGUAUGCUAAAGUAAAGUGUUUUUUUAAAGUACAUCUUUGUUUCUUACUUUGUAGUCGUUGUAAGCCUGAGAUCUGUGGAUUCACUCACUGCGAAUUAUGCUAACAUGUCUUCAAAUGUGUUAGGAUAAUUUAAAUUGCGUUAGCAUGUCUUAAAUUGUGGUAACAUUUCUUAAAUUGUGUUAGCAUGCCUUAAAUUGUGAUAACAUGUCUUAAAUUGUGUUAGCAUGUCUUAAAUUGUGAUAACAUUUCUUAAAGUGUGUUAGCAUGCCUUAAAUUGUGAUAACAUGUCUAAAAUUGUGUUAGCAUGUCUUAAAUUGUGAUAACAUGUCUUAAAUUGUGACAACAUGUCCUAAAGUGUGAUAACAUGUCUUAAAUUGUGUUAGCAUGUCUUCAAUUGUGUUUGCAUGUCUUAGAUUGUGUUAGAAUGUCUUAAAUUUUAAUUGUGUUAACAUGUUUUAAAUUGAAUUAACAUGUCUUCAAUUUAAAUUAUCCAUGCUACCGGUACAUACUUUUUAGACCCUGGAUUUUUAUAGAUAUUUUUUGUUUAAUCGGGAGAUGGCGUCAUUCUUCAAUAUUUUAUAAUGGAUGUUAAAUAUCAAUCGUCAUGAUGGCGCCAUUCAUAAUCUUGGACUAUAGUCAACGGCGUCAUGACGGAGUCCGACAUUGUUUCCGAUCAUGUCAUAAGACAUCAGCCAUCUCCAAAUUUCCAAAUGGUUUCCGAUGUCCUUGUUUCCAGUGACGUCUCAACUGUAAUGGUAUCGUUAGACAAGUCCACACUUUGUCAGUGGCGUAGCGAGGGCGUUUGACGCCCGGAGACAAGAUUCGCGCCCGGGGACAAGAUCCAUUUUAACGCGCCCCCUUUUCUUUUUUCCCACUCUCAAACCCAUUAUUUUUACCAAUAAUAUAAUAUCAAAUCACAUUUUGGCGCCCCUAACUAGCUUGCGCGUGGGGACAUCUGUCCCCCCUGCCCCCCCCCCAUCGCUACGCCUCUGCACUGUGUGUAUUGAUUCUGAGCCCGCUGCCUAAAUCCAAUAAUGUGGUGCUUCUAAUCGGUGUUGUGAAAACAUUGCUGUUCUGAAGAUUAACACCAGGGAUUUGUUCGGCCAUUUGAGGCUUAUCCUUAAAACGAAUGUCACUGAUAAACUCUCCGAUUACAACACCGGGGGAAUGUUCCAAUUAAAACCUUUUUAAAGGCGAAUACAAAUAUAAAAGUACAGUAUCUUUAUGAAAGGAUAGUACAGCCUGUUAGCGCGGCAAACUUGGAACAUAACUUUUCAGAUGUCUCAGGUGAGGACAUUUCUUUAAACAUAACUGUUCAGGGAUGUUGCAGGCAUAGACAUGUAUAUCGUGGAAAAAAAUAAUUUUCUACGAAAAUCAUGGACUGGGAACAUAUACGCCAUUCAUCGUUAGGUGUUUAUUAUGAGUCCCGAAGAGGGGCUCAAAGGGCAAAAGACCCCAGGCCUCAUUAAACCUCUGUGAGUCCCUCCGUGCUGGAAUGGUUCAUUUAUCAUUUCUUAAGUAUCGUGUCCAUAGAUAUUGUCAUGGGUGUUUUCGUUUGUCCCACGUAAUGUCAACCCCCUGCUUUGUGCUAUGUCUCCAACCCCCUGCUUUGUGCUAUGUCUCCAAUCCCCUGCUUUGUGCUAUGUCUCCAAUCCCCUGCUUUGUGCUAUGUCUCCAAUCCCCUGCUUUGUGCUAUGUCUCCAACCCCCUGCUUUGUUCUGUCUCCAAUCCCCUGCUUUGUGCUAUGUCUCCAAUCCCCUGCUUUGUACUAUGUCUCCAAUCCCCUGCUUUGUGCUAUGUCUCCAAUCCCCUGCUUUGUGCUAUGUCACCAAUCCCCUGCUUUGUGCUAUGUCUCCAAUCCCCUGCUUUGUGCUAUGUCUCCAACCCCCUGCUUUGUACUAUGUCUCCAAUCCCCUGCUUUGUGCUAUGUCUCCAAUCCCCUGCUUUGUGCUAUGUCUCCAAUCCCCUGCUUUGUGCUAUGUCUCCAACCCCCUGCUUUGUGCUAUGUCUCCAAUCCCCUGCUUUGUGCUAUGUCUCCAAUCCCCUGCUUUGUGCUAUGUCUCCAAUCCCCUGCUUUGUGCUAUGUCUCCAAUCCCCUGCUUUGUGCUAUGUCUCCAAUCCCCUGCUUUGUGCUAUGUCUCCAAUCCCCUGCUUUGUGCUAUGUCUCCAAUCCCCUGCUUUGUGCUAUGUCUCCAAUCCCCUGCUUUGUGCUAUGUCUCCAAUCCCCUGCUUUGUGCUAUGUCUCCAAUCCCCUGCUUUGUGCUAUGUCUCCAAUCCCCUGCUUUGUGCUAUGUCUCCAAUCCCCUGCUUUGUGCUAUGUCUCCAAUCCCCUGCUUUGUGCUAUGUCUCCAAUCCCCUGCUUUGUGCUAUGUCUCCAAUCCCCUGCUUUGUGCUAUGUCUCCAAUCCCCUGCUUUGUGCUAUGUCUCCAAUCCCCUGCUUUGUGCUAUGUCUCCAAUCCCCUGCUUUGUGCUAUGUCUCCAAUCCCCUGCUUUGUGCUAUGUCUCCAAUCCCCUGCUUUGUGCUAUGUCUCCAAUCCCCUGCUUUGUGCUAUGUCUCCAAUCCCCUGCUUUGUGCUAUGUCUCCAAUCCCCUGCUUUGUGCUAUGUCUACAAUCCCCUGCUUUGUGCUAUAUCUCCAAUCCCCUGCUUUGUUCUGUCUCCGAACCUCUGCUUUGUGCUAUGUCUCCAAACCCCUGCUUUGUACAAUGUCUCCAAACCCCUGCUGUGUUCUGUCUCCAAACCCCUGCUUUGUGCUAUGUCUCCAAACCCCUGCUUUGAGCUAUGUCUCCAAACCCCUGCUUUGUUCUGUCUCCAAACCCCUGCUUUGAGCUAUGUAUCCAAACCCCUGCUUUGUACAAUGUCUCCAAACCCCCGCUUUGUUCUAUGUCUCCAAACCCCUGCUUUGAGCUAUGGCAAAGUUUAAACAACUGAACUCUACCCACAUCGCUCUCUCUCCCUCGUCCCGUUUUAUAGCACCACCCAACUUUAGGCCCAAAAGAAUUUUUUUUUUUCUUCCAGUUCCGGCCCGUUAGGUGAACAUUGAAAUGGCGAACAGGACCGAGAAGCGCUCUUCGUGUUUUUAUUUAGCGAUCUCGUGAACCUCGUGCCAAUCAAUACCCGUCGUCAUUGGUUGAGCUUUAUCGUCUGCUCUUGUCAUUUCAGUUGCUCUUUGUUUGGUUUUUAAACCGAGCCCCGAUUUAAAUGAGGCGAAUUUCAGGAUACGUACUUCUGAUGGAUGUACCGUAUUUAUUGAAAGUAUUAGGUUUUUUGGGCUUGGGUUAUAACGGUUAUGAUGAUAAAAGUAGAUGUUUGGGUUGUGAAGGUAAAAGUAGAUGGUUGGGUUGUAAAUGUAAGAGUAGAUGGUUGGGUUGUGAAGGUAAAAAGUAGAUGGUUGGGUUGUGAAGUAAAAGUAGAUGGUUGGGUUGUCAACGUAAGAGUAGAUGGUCGGGUUCUGAAGGUAAGAGUAGAUGGUUGGGUUCUGGAGGUAAGAGUAGAUGAUUGGGUUGUGAGGGUAAGAGUAGAUGGUUGGGUUGUGAAGGUAAGAGUAGAUGGUUUGGUUGUGAAGGUAAGAGUAGAUGGUUGGUUUCUGAAGGUAACAGUAGAUGGUUGGGUUGUGAAGGUAAGAGUAGAUGGUUUGGUUGUGAAGGUAAGAGUAGAUGGUUGGGUUGUAAAGGUAAGAGUCGAUGGUCGGGUUCUGAAGGUAAGAGUAGAUGGUUGGGUUGUAAAGGUAAAAGUAGAUGGUUGGGUUCUAAAGUUAAGAGUUGAUGGUUGGGUUCUGAAUGUAAGAAUAGAUAGUCGGGUUCUGAAGGUAAGAGUAGAUGGUUUGGUUUUGAAGGUAAGAGUAGAUGGUUGGGUUCUGAAGGUAAGAGUAGAUGGUUGGGUUGUGAGAGUAAGGGUAGAUGGUUGGGUUCUGAGGGUAAUGGUAGAUGGUUGGUUUCUGAAUGUAAGAGUAGAUGGUUGGGUUAGGGUUAGAUGACAAGUUAAAGUGAAUAUCAGACAAUAUAAAACUAUAGACAUGUAGCAGAUGUCAUGGGUUGGACUUUCUAAUUGAAAAAUUAAACUAUAAGUCUCCACCAUUUCCGUCGCAUCAUUUCAAUGGAAACAAUAGAUUCAAUUGUUGAUUCCUCCCUCUCCGGAAGGUGAUUAAGACCAAUGCCAAGAAGCACACUAUGUUAGUUUUGUGGAGUUUUUCCCGUACAAGUUCAGGUUUUGACACCACCACCCCCCACCCCCCAAAUCUCUCUCCAUGUAGUUGUUCUGUGCCAGUUCCUUUGGGUCUACCGCGGUGUCGUAUUCGCUGAGCUGUCCGUCAAAAUGUCGGUGGGGAAAGCGAGGGUGGCGGCACCCUACUUACGUCACCAAGCCAUCUCCCACACGCGCCUAAAUCGUUUCCAUGCGUGAAAUAUAGCGUUACAUUUUCUCACCCCUCAAAAAAUUAUAAUAUUUCACUCUCUGAGAUAACUUCUACUUGUUCAUUUACAUUUAUCAUUCCAGCCGCAAAUCGUUCGGGAAAGUAAGAUGGCCGACUUUGUGGUAGCAGGCGUCGACAGUGUCACAGAGGGCAACCCAACCUUUGUACGGGAAGUAGGUGACAGGGCCAGCAGAAUUAACGGUUCCAUCACAUCUGGCCCCACAACGUCUGUCUACUUCGGGUCACGUUUAGAGACGAGCAACGGAGAUGCUAAACCUGCCGGCGGUAACCUUGGAGUGUGCAAUUUUGGGGGAUCGCAUUCAAACUCUGCACCGCAUCACGGACAUAGGAGUCGCGGUACAGCUAACUUGAUGGAAGAUGUCAGCGACCACAGAAACGUUUACAGGACGUAUAAAGAAUACAUUGGUUUUGGCAACGUCAACAGAGAGGGUGUGCAAGAGACGUUCAAUGUAAGAGAUCAAGCAACGAACACAAACAUAGAAGGUGUGCCGGACCACGCUGGGGGUCAGAAAAUGUUGCUGAAUACAGUCACUGGGGGAGACGAAGCCGAAAGAACAGAAACUAUCGAGUCAUUUGAAAGUGAAGGUUCUCAAACGUUUCACGACGACGGCCCGCGAAAUAACGGUGAAAUCCACAUUUAUGAGCACCCCACUGGACACGGUCGUGAUCCAGACUUAUAUGUACAUCCAUCCCAUGACCAUUUGAAUGUACCACCAUCCCAUGACCAGCUACAUGAACCGUCUGUUGGAACUGAUGAGACCAAGUGGGUAGUCACAGAUGCUUUAGCUAAUGUAAGGGGAGCCGGCUCCGUGAAUAAACCCCAGAUCCUUAGAGGCACGCCGAGUCUGACAUCAAUCCACAUAACUCAGAUCAAAGUUAUGCCUAGGCCACCGAGUCGUGUGGGCAGCAGAGAAGACCAUGGUCCGAGUCGUGUGGGCAGCAGAGAAGACGGUGGUAAACGAAAGCGAACACAAAACACCAACCAUCAAGAUACUGAACCGGACAUAACCAUCAAGAAAGACGGAGAACUUCGCGACGAUGCCAUCAAAGGGAAUGGUUUUGAGGUCGACGGCACAAAUUGUAAGCAAGGGCAGUCAGUGAAAUCAUUAAUGGGUGACACAUUCGAUUUAGGUCAGAAGGAUAUGGAUUCACAAUUGCUGGACAAAAAAGAACAAAACGGGAAUGAAGAUGUUUCCCAAAAUAUAAAUAUUGCACAACAGUUCAGCUUAGCUGUAGUCACAACUCCAUCACCAACGAAAACGCCGGGAGCUGAUGUAACCAGUUCAACUCUUGGCAAGAAGAAUCAGGUGACUAAUAAAAUGAUCAGAGCAGCAUCGUGCGUUCCAUGUUCGCUUUCGGUUUCGAAAAAACCUCGACCAAAAACCAGCAGUUUGAAGUCCAGCGCCAGAGUUCCGUGUGACGUUCGUCAUCUCAGUGCCACAGCCCUUCACAUCAACCAAGAUGUGUAUAACGCUUACGCCAGGGCGACGCCCCCUCGGGGACCAUUGUCUCGCCAAAAUUCACUUCCGGGCCCGGGGCAGCACAAGCCGUUCAUCUCGAUCUACGACAGGCCUUUCUCGCGCCGAGAACUGAGACAGGCAUUGCCAAGGAAAAGUUUCUUCAGCUGCCACGAUAAGGCUCUGAAAGAGGUCGAGCUCCCGGUGACCGACUCGCCAAUAAGAUCAAAACCUGGCCAAAGAAAAACACAGCUGGACUAUCAAGCCGGAGAAUCGGCUCAGUCCUUUCUAAAAGUGGCCGACCAUACCCCAGAAAUCGGAUCUCAGCAAAUCUCGACUUGUUUAGAAGAAAGCAAAACCAGAACAUCGUUAGAAAGAAGUAACGAUGUGAAUGCUUCGAAGGAAGCGACGGGCACACCAGCCACCGACAGCGACGACAUCACUGCAAACGGCAGUAAAGAAGUCUUCCACGUGGGAGAGUCGGAGGUUUUCAAAAGUCCGACACCCAUAUUCCAAAAGCGUAAACCCCAAAGUGCCAAGUCAGGUGGGGUGGCGUGCACGCCGCUGACCGAAUAUCUUGAGUAUGUCAAAGAGAACCGUCAGGAGUUCCUCAAAUACCAGGAGUCCUUGAAACGAGAGUCCCCCGCCAACACAAGGUUAAUUAAACUGGGUCAAGUUUACGCACUUCGUCACCAGGGAGGCGUCGCACGUCGAGGAUGCGACGAUGUUCUAGUGCUGGCCGCCAAAACGUUGAGACCACGCUCCGAACAGGUCAACAGGCAAAAAGAACCGGUCGUCAGGUCUGCGGGCUCCUACCGUAAACCUAGCCGCAUGAACCUGGACGACAGGCGGCCUCGUGAGAAGAUGCCCGCCCCUGGUGCGGCCGUCAGGGAGGAUGAGUUCGGGAAGUCGGAGCUGGAGAGGCGAAAGGCCAGGGCCGAGGAGUGGGCGUGGUCUAUCUCCAGCCACAAAUUGGCCAAAGCCAAACUCGAAAGUUUAAGAGAGCUCGGGUCAGAGGACCGUGAACUGACAGCUUGGUGGGAGGAGUUCAAAGACUGCCAGUACUUGAGGACCGUGCAUGCUUGAUUUAAUGUUGAAAACCAGAAUUGGUGAGCACGAAGGGAGUGUAUCUAUAUGUUUACACUAUGUACACUCUGUAUAUAAGAAGGGGGUGUGUUUUUAGAGAUAUAUUUACAUUAUUUUUACAAGCAGUGAAUGUGCCUAAUUUAAACGUCUUGAUCCUGUAGUGUUAAUGAUUGUAAUUUGGUUGGGGCACCACCCAACUGUCAUAAUAAUUAAAUACACGGAUUGUAUUGUUAAGAUUUCUGGCCAUCUGAUGGCUAUUCACAUUAUAAAUUGUGAGAUUUCUGGCCAUCUGAUGGCU